UGUGACAGUCCUUUGCUCUUUAACUCUGUUCCCCCCAGUGAGCAGUUUACUGUCUGUGCUGCUGUUAUCUAACAGCGGCGGAGACAUUAAAGAGUCAUGCCGCUCAAUGUCGUGUUGGAAGGUCCGGCCCCCUGGGGGUUUCGCCUGAUGGGAGGAAAGGAUUUCAACCAGCCCCUGACCAUCUCCAGGAUCACCCCCGGCAGCAAGGCCUCCGUGGCCAACUUGUGCCCUGGUGACGUCAUCCUGGCCAUCGAGGGAGCCCCCGCCACAGAUAUGCUGCACUGUGAAGCCCAGAACAAGAUAAAAGAGUCCACCAAUCAGCUCUGUCUCACUGUUGAAAGGAAUGAAUCAAGACUGUGGUCACCUCGUGUUACGGAGGAAGGUAAAGCUCACCCAUAUAAAAUCAACCUAGAAGCAGAGCAACAGGAGUAUAAACCCAUUGGCACCGCUCACAACCGGAAAGCUCAGCCGUUUGUUGCGGCAGCGAACAUCGAUGACAAGCGUCAGGUGGUCAGUACAGCUUACAACACUCCUAUAGGCCUUUACUCUUCGGGCAAUAUCCAGGACGCCAUGGAGGGCCAGAUCCGAGGCCUCGUCCACCAGAAGCCUGAGAGCCCCAGGGCUUUGACCAGCAUCGAAGAUUCUGAUGUGUACCGGAUGUUACAGAAAGACCAGGAGGAGCCCCAGGAGCCUCGGCAGUCUGGCUCCUUCAAAGCCCUGCAGGAGUUUAUUGACAGUGAUGGCACUCGUCCCAUUGUGACCAGGACAGUAAAAGCCCCCACCACCAAACCAACUCCGCCCACAGGAAACCUGCAGAAACUGCCCGUCUGCGACAAGUGUGGGAACGGGAUCGUCGGCACAGUGGUGAAGGCGCGGGACAAAUAUCGUCACCCUGGUUGCUUUGUGUGCGCAGACUGUGACGUCAACCUCAAACAGAAGGGCUAUUUCUUCGUGGAGGGGCAGCUGUACUGCGAGACUCACGCUCGUGCCAGGAUGAGACCACCGGAGGGACAUGAGCUCAUCUCUACUUACCCAUCUGCAUAGAUUGCCCUCCUGCGCGCACGGACACAAGCACUUGCGCACGAACACACACACACAAACAGACACACACUUCAGCAAACACUCCGAGGUCCUACAUCUGUUUAAGUGAUCAUCUGCACCUUGAAGUUGUCUGUGUGCAAUAACAUUUCAGCGAGAAUACACUUUUCUCCGAACAUAACAGUAUGCUGUGUUGGCCUGUAAAUCACUUUUGUGUAGGAACAUUUUGCAGGUGAUAAAUGAACAGUCGUGUUGUUCAAAGAGCCCGGCGGAAGGGACAACAGAACUUGGCUCUUUAUUUCUUGCCAGUUUCUCACAAUCUGAUGUCUUUUUCAAUAAAGACCCUCUGUUCAUA
Xiphias gladius (swordfish) is the source of this 1393-nucleotide messenger RNA. RefSeq names its product PDZ and LIM domain protein 3-like. Bases 97 to 1044 code for a protein of 315 amino acids. The record is from RefSeq and is a predicted model, not a curated record. Lineage: Eukaryota; Metazoa; Chordata; Actinopteri; Istiophoriformes; Xiphiidae. Gene Ontology annotation, molecular function: muscle alpha-actinin binding; actin binding. Gene Ontology annotation, cellular component: filamentous actin; adherens junction; Z disc. Gene Ontology annotation, biological process: muscle structure development; actin cytoskeleton organization; heart development. The transcript is spliced from 7 exons.